GGGUGAGGGCUGAGCUGAAGGUGGAAGGAGGCGCGCUCGCCCGUCCACUCUGUGCCCCCCGAGGCCACUCACCAGGUCACCUCCGCCGGGGCCACCCAAUAGCGCGGGCGUGAUUCUACAUUUUUUAUGACAGGCAAGGUGUGGAGCUGCCCUUUGUAGCACACCCGGGGCCAGGUGAUGCUCGGACCGAGGAGUGGGAGGACGCGCGGGCUGGAGGUGGGGGGGACGGGCUUGGGGACCUUCCCUUCUUUUAUAAAGCGGGGCUCUUCUUAUGCGCCGCCGCGUGGAAACCACCGCAUCCAAAGGUCCCUCAAAUCAAGAUGCUGGGCCUUGGGUAUGAGAGGAAACGGAGAUGCGGGAGAGGGCGAGAAGAAAGAAUGCUGGGAGACACAAAGCCCGGAGAUUGAGGGGAGUGGGUAAGGGGCGACGCUGUAUAAAUCCUAACUCGCAAAAGGUGGUGAGCACCCCAGGAAGCGGAGGUAGAGGUAUCGAGGGUCUGCCCACACCUCUCCUCCCCAGCUUUCUCAUCCUUCCACCUGCUACUACCCACCCAGGAUGCGGCUGGGCCGCAGGGCCCUCUGUGUGCUGGUUGUGCUGCUCGCCUGUGCCUCGCUGGGGCUCCUGUACGCGAGGACCCGGGAUGCGCCAGGUCUCCGGGCGCCUCUUGCUCUGUGGGCGCCCCUACAGAGUCCCCCCAGGCCGGAGCUGCCAGACCUUGCCCCGGAGCCCCGCUAUGCCCACAUCCCCGUCAGAAUCAAGGAUCAAGUGGUGGGGCUAUUGUCUGGAAACAACUGCAGUUGUGAGUCCAGUGCGGGGAGCUUUCAUCUCCCCUUCCAGAGACAGGUCCAAGCCAUUGACUUUACCAAGGCCUUUGACCCUGAGGAGCUGAAGGCUGCCUCUGCCUUGAGAGAACAGGAGUUCCAGGCCUUCCUUUCAAGGAGCCAGUCUGCUGCUGACCAGCUGCUCAUUGCCCCUGCCAACUGCCCCCUACAAUAUCCCAUGCAGGGCGUGGAGGUACAGCCCCUCAGGAGCAUCUUGGUGCCAGGAUUGAGCCUGCAGGCUGCAGGUCAGGAGGUAUACCAGGUGAACCUGACUGCCUCCUUGGGCACAUGGGAUGUGGCAGGGGAAGUGACUGGAGUGACUCUCGUGGGAGAGGGGCAGCAAAAUCUCACUCUCACCAGCCGAGGACUGGACCAACUCAAUCGGCAGCUGCAACUGGUCAUUUAUAGCAGCCAAAGCUACCAGGCAAAUACGGCAGACACAGCCCAGUACAACAUUAGUGCUCUGGUCACCAUUGCCACUAAGACCUUCCUCCGUUACACUCGGCUGCGGGCACUCAUCGCCAGCAUCCGCCGCUUCUACCCGACCGUCACUGUGGUCAUUGCCGAUGACAGCGACAAGCCAGAGAUCAUUAGCGGUCCCCACAUUGAGCACUAUCUCAUGCCUUUUGGCAAGGGCUGGUUUGCAGGCCGGAACCUGGCCGUGUCUCAAGUAACCACUAAGUACGUGCUGUGGGUGGACGACGACUUCAUCUUCACCGCCCGGACCCGGCUCGAGAGGCUUGUAGACGUGCUGGAACGGACGCCUUUGGACCUGGUGGGGGGCGCAGUGCGAGAGAUCUCGGGCUUCGCCACCACCUACCGGCGGCUACUGAGUGUGGAGCCCGGCGCGCCAGGCCAAGGGAACUGCCUGCGGCAAAGGCGUGGCUUCCACUAUAAGCUCAGCGGCUUCCCAGGCUGCGUGGUCACUGACGGCGUGGUCAACUUCUUCCUGGCACGCACCGACAAGGUGCGCGAGGUGGGCUUUGACCCGCGCCUCAGCCGUGUGGCCCACCUAGAAUUCUUCCUGGAUGGACUUGGUUCCCUUCGGGUGGGCUCCUGCUCAGAUGUUGUUGUGGAUCACGCAUCCAAGUUGAAGCUGCCUUGGACAUCAAAGGAUGCUGAAACAGAGACUUAUGCUCGGUACCGUUAUCCAGAAUCACUGGACGAAAGUCAGAUGGCCAAACACCGCCUGCUCUUCUUCAAACACCGGCUGCAGUGCAUGACGACAGAGUGAUGGCUACUCAGGCCUUCCCACUGUCAGGCUGGGCCUGCCUCCUUGUCCCUGCCAGGGAUUUCUAGCAAACUCCACUAACCAGUGACCACUCCACUGACUGCCCCCAACCCCCUUCUGAACCUGAUUCCAAACAGGGGCUUGCCUGGUGAUACUCCUCCUUUCUGUGAGUGCCCAGGGGCGUGAUGGAGCCAUAACUCAUCCCACAGCCAGUGCCAAGUCUUCCCUCUACCCCUUCUCAUGGAGGUGGGGAGUCACUUUCCAAGUGCCAAAGAGCCCAAGGGACUCUAAGAACCUAAAGUGGAAACACUCAUCUCCUGGGGACUGAGUGCAUGGGGAGGCCCCCAACAUGUAUUCCCAAGCCUGUGCCCUUUUUCCCCAAUUCUGGAUCCAGGACUGUGCACCAGCUGCAGCCCCACCAUGGAGAGAACUGGUGACUGGAGUAGGGGUGAGGACUAGUGAACACACAGAUGAAGGCCAUUUUUAGUUGUGUCUCUGCAAUGCUGUGGGCAUGGAGGAAGGGGCACCAGAGGACGGUGUGCAGACACCCAGACUCACUUCAUGAAUCCCAGAGUCUCUCAGCUUCAAUUUAUUAGUUACAUUAAGUAAGGGGGUUCAGGGGCCAAGGCCCUUCUCACACACAUAUUGUUGGGCCUGCCAUACUCCAAGUGACUGGGUCAGACCCAUACUGUACAAGUCUUUGGACCAGUGAGCUCCUGGAAAAGGAAGGGAACAUGUCAGGAAUAAAUUAAGUACCCCUACUUUCCUCAUCCAGGAUUUGUCAGUCUUCUGAGGGACAUACCACCCCCUUUGAUACCCUUAGUUCCUCAGUUCUUCACCCAUAGCUGGGCUCAUUCUCCCUGCCUUUUUUUUAUCCUCACUUGAGGAUAUGUUUAUUGAUUUUAGAGAGAGAAACAUUGAUGUAAGAGAGAAAUGUCCAUCAAUCGCCUCCCAUAUGCACCUUGACCAGGGAUUGAACCUGCAAUAUUAUUUUGGUAUACAGGAAGAUGCUCCAACCAACUGAGCAACCCGGCCAGGGCUUCCUGGCUUAGUCUUGAUAAAUUAACUAAUCAUUUUAUCCCCACCCCUUCCUCCAUCUUCCUCCUCAGCCCCCUUCCCAAAUCCCUCUGCCUGGAUCUUCAGCCACUCACUCACACCUCGCUUGCUACAGCCCAGCACCUCCUGGCUUCCACUCCUGUUGCUCCUGCCCCCUCACCAGUCUCUCCAGGGCAUGAGCAGCUGCAUCCUGGACACUCACAAACAGCUGCUCUGGGGUCACUCUGUCCAGGAGUCCUGCCUGGCAUCUGCAAAGGUGACACCACUGCAGUCUAGGACCACCACUCUGACAGGCUCAGCAACUAGGAUGGGAGACGGCAAGAGUACCCAGAUGCUCCCAUGAAAUAUGCCCAAAUCUUCUUUCUUGGCAUCCCAUCUUACCUGCAUCAGGUGGGCCGUGCAUCUUUGGAGUCUCCUGUGAGUAGAAAAGGGCAGUCACCACUUGCGAAGCACAAGCAUGAAUGUGCACACCUGGAGCACAAUGAUCCCCCUCAGAAACCCACGUGCCUCCCACUAGCAGAGAACACUCCCCUUUGACCAAGUCCCUCACCUUGCCUCUUCCAAGCCCCAGGUGCCACUCUAGUUUAUGGUGAAACUGCCUACGGGUCCCAAAGUAGAGAGGUGUUGGGUAGCUCAGGAUGCAGAGCCCUGGAACCUGGAGGAGCUAAGGAGUCAGAGGGUCAGAGAAACAUCCAGGUCUAAUUGUCCCUUCUCUGGUUGUAGUUCGCCCACCUUGUGGCUCUCUUUGAGUGGUCUGUAGAGCUCUGUCCCCUCAGCUAGUCCAAGUGCCACACACUGCACCCUAGGCAGGAAGCUGGGGUCAGAUUUCCAGCCUGUCCUGGCUGAAAAGUCACCCCAAGCACUCUGUUCUCUCCCCUUCCCUCAUCUUGACUCCCCUUAUCUCUACUCCCACCUCUGGGUGCGGCAGACCACAGUCAUCAUGGAGAAUAUCACGCCUAUGGCCAGGCCCAUGUCCACACUGAGGGUCACUGCAGCCACCCAUGUGACCAUCCACACAGCCUGCAGGACAUAGGUGGAAGUGAAAUGCCUAGAAGAAAUGCUAGGCCACUGCUAAUGAAAAGGGUCCAGGGGCAGUGACUGCCAGGGAAAGUGAUGGGGAGGGAUGACCCGGGAGAAGGUGGAAGGAAGGAAGGGAAAGGAUUUACCCAACAGUGGAUACACACCAAAUGUAAUGACCCCAGACCUUGCACCUUCUGGGGAGUUACACAUAUUCAGGUCUGAAGGGGUUAAAAUCCCACCCUUCACCUUAUCUUGGAGGAAAGGGAUUAAAAGGGAUGCAUGUUGGGGGUGGGUUGGUUAUAGAAUUUAGGACCAGGACAAUUAGCUUUAAUCCAGGGCAGAGGCUGGGGAUUCUGGCAAAAUAAGAGGGGGGCAAUCUGGGGGUAAUGCUGCCAUUUCUCACGAAGUCUAUACGGCUGAUGCGCCACAGUUGUGGAAGCUCCUGCAUCUGGAAGAACAUCUGGCGCAUGCUGGAGAUGUUGAUGCAGGCCAGGACAGCCUUGGGGCAGAGGAGAGAAAUUAAUCACACCAAUGUUCUAGAAUAUAGCCACUACCCCCAGCCACCCCCACAAUUCCUCUGCUCCUUACCUUGGGCAGAUAGUAGAAGAAGGGUCCCAGCCACAGCAUUACCGACAGGACAACUAUGCAGGAGAAGAGGCCUGCCAGCUGGAGGGAAGGACCGGUGGAAGCAAAGAAGGAAGGGAACUUCGCCCACCCUGGUGUGACAGGUGUCUUUCUGCCCACUUGGCCUCAACUUCCUUGAAAGUCUCUCUCCUCCCAAAUCCCCUUCCACACAGAUAUUUCUCACUCCUCAAUGAGCUUCUUGAUAUUCUGCCAUUCACACCUAGAUGUAGUUCAACUUCUCUAUUUUUGUAACCCACCUCCAUCUUUAAAGGCUCGGUGGGGUUACCCUAAAAGUAGGCUAACCACAUGCUUAGGGAACCCACAAAGUAACAGAAACAAGAAAUAUAAAAAUAUUAGGGGAGAGUUUGAUAUGUGAUAAUUCUUUUUUAAAAAUAUUUUUA
Molecule: messenger RNA, 5153 nt
Organism: Molossus molossus (Pallas's mastiff bat)
Lineage: Eukaryota; Metazoa; Chordata; Mammalia; Chiroptera; Molossidae
Gene: B4GALNT1
Product: beta-1,4-N-acetyl-galactosaminyltransferase 1
Exons: 10
Coding region: 556-2055 (499 amino acids)
Biological process (GO): ganglioside biosynthetic process
Cellular component (GO): Golgi membrane
Molecular function (GO): hexosyltransferase activity
Source: RefSeq, a predicted model, not a curated record